This is a messenger RNA of Musca vetustissima, 1188 nucleotides long. It is a transcript of the gene Sms, whose product is annotated as spermine synthase. Bases 27 to 1127 code for a protein of 366 amino acids. NCBI's taxonomy places the organism in Eukaryota, Metazoa, Arthropoda, Insecta, Diptera, Muscidae. Gene Ontology annotation, molecular function: spermine synthase activity. The record is from RefSeq and is a predicted model, not a curated record. The transcript is spliced from 4 exons. Gene Ontology annotation, biological process: spermine biosynthetic process.
AGUUAAAUCCUGUGGAUAAAUUUAUAAUGGCCGCACAAACAGUUUUAUUCGAUUUCACUGUGGAUCCCGUACGCACUUCCGAUCCCAAAGAAAGGCAAGAGAUUGCCAAAGUAUUACGACAUGAAUUGGAGUGUCUAUUUCCGCAAUUGGAACAGCAGUAUCAAAUGCCAAUGGAUGAUGGGUACUUUGCCGUUUUGACCGAGAACAAGGAGACCAUAAUUACGGUGCGAAUUUUUGGUCAGGGUUUGGUUACCAUCAAUUUGGAAUACUAUUUGGAAGAUGGCAAAGAGCAGCUAUUGUCAUUCGAUACCAUGCGAGCUUUGGAAUUAAUAUUACAACAAAAGUUAAAUUCAGAAAAUUCCAAAUAUUUGCCGCCUAUAAAACGUGGUGGAUAUAUUGAUAUUUACAUGACAACUUCAGAUGAACGUAUUAUCGAAUACGAUAUUGAUGCCUUGGUUUAUGAGGCACGCUCACCAUUCCAGAAAAUUCAAAUUAUGCACUCGAAAACAUUGGGCAAUAUGUUGAUAUUGGAUGAAUUGCAAAAUAUUGCUGAAUCGGACUUAAUUUACACCGAAACCCUUAUGGGCCGUGGUGUCGAAAAUUACGAAGGCAAGGAAAUUUGUAUUUUGGGCGGCGGUGAUGGUGCUCUUCUCUACGAACUAUUAAAGGAGAAACCAAAAUUUGUUGUUAUGCUGGAAAUCGAUGAAUUGGUCAUGCAAGCCUGCAACAAAUAUCUGAACAGUAUCUGUGGUGAUGUUUUGGAGAAACGCAAAGGUGAUAAUUAUGAAAUUGUCGUUGGUGAUUGCGUCGAGUAUAUGAAGAAAUUCAUUGCUGAUGGCCGUAAAUUCGAUUAUGUAUUUGGCGAUUUGACGGAUAUACCAAUUUCUGGAGCACCCAUUGGUGAAUGUUGGGAUUUCAUACGCACAAUUUUGGAGCAUUCGUUUAAAAUUUUAAAACCCGAUGGCAAAUAUUUGACCCAUGGCAAUGGCACCAGCUGUGUGGAAUCAUUGGAAUUGUUUGAGGAACAAUUGGGCUUGUUGAAGCCCAAGGUUAAGUUUACCACAUCUAAGGCGUUUGUGCCUUCAUUUAUGGAAGAAUGGCUCUUCUAUCAAGUUUCCUUGGCUUGACGAGGUGAAACGCAAGAAAUUAUGUAUUUUAACAAUUCACAGCGACGACUAAACUCAAUUA